Messenger RNA from Echinostoma caproni, 651 nucleotides. The record is from the annotation of a GenBank genome assembly. Lineage: Eukaryota; Metazoa; Platyhelminthes; Trematoda; Plagiorchiida; Echinostomatidae.
AUGGUGUAUCACAAGUUAGAAAAAAUGAAUUUCAAUAUUGUGAUUUUCCUGCUGAUCAACUACUAUGUCAGCGGCAUCGUCGCUGAAAAUUGUGAAGUGGUUACUGCUACUGCUGAAGCAAAGAGCUUCGUUAUAAAGAACAAUAUCACUGGCUGUCAGUACCGUGUCACAUCGGAUUCUAGCAAACCGUUGAAAGUAUUUGUCAACGCGACAAGUGGAACCGACUGUGUGAAGGUGACAAGUGGAGAUAAAUCAGAAAUGCUCUGCUCAACAGGUGCAAUGACUGAAUUCAAAUCCAGCUCGUCGAUUGAUGUGAGUGCGGAUUCAGUCACGACCACCACUACAACACCCCCGACGACGGUGACAACCACACCUACGACAGCUCCGCCUCUACCAAACCCAGGUGAAAUGGGUGAGAAAAAAGACAAGGAGGGGACAAAAUCCGGGACAGCAGGAGGACCAUCAAAGGAAGAAUCUCAGAGAGGUGGCGAAAGAGAAGAGGAAACGGAUGAAGGAAAAGCUGAAUCAGAAGACCUGCAGAGUCAAGCUGGUCCUGCUGCUGUUAAGCAGUUAAUUAGGCAAACCAGAGACACUUCAAGAAACGCUGGAUCCAACGAAGUAACUGUCUACUACAUGCUGGGUGAGUGUUGA